GUCGUAAGGGAAGCCUAGUCGAACUGAUUUGUCCCUCUCCGCUCUCCGUCUGAAAACCUUGGCCGAAAGGGUUGUAGACAUGGCGGCCAUCAGGAUGGGAAAACUGACAACCAUGCCUGCAGGUCUGAUAUAUGCAUCUGUAAGUGUACAUGCAGCCAAAGAAGAGGAAUCCAAAAAGCAGCUAGUGAAACCAGAGCAGCUCCCCAUAUAUACUGCACCACCGCUCCAGUCUAAAUAUGUUGAAGAGCAGCCUGGUCAUUUACAAAUGGGCUUUGCUUCCAUCCGCACUGCAACCGGUUGUUAUAUUGGCUGGUGCAAGGGUGUUUAUGUCUUUGUGAAAAAUGGGAUAAUGGAUACAGUACAAUUUGGAAAAGAUGCUUAUGUCUAUAUGAAGAAUCCUCCUCGAGAUUUUCUUCCGAAAAUGGGAGUUAUUACAGUUUCAGGAUUGGCGGGCUUGGUUUCAGCGAGAAAAGGUUCCAAGUUUAAGAAAAUUACUUAUCCUCUGGGACUGGCCACUUUAGGAGCAACUGUUUGCUACCCAGUUCAGUCCGUAAUAAUUGCUAAGGUAACAGCAAAAAAGAUAUAUGCUACAAGCCAGCAAAUUUUUGGAGCAGUUAAAUCAUUGUGGACAAAAAGCAGCAAAGAAGAGUCACUCCCUAAACCUAAAGAAAAAACUAAGCUAGGAUCCUCUUCCGAAAUAGAAGUACCUGCAAAAACAACUCACGUCUUGAAACACUCAGUGCCCUUGCCAACAGAACUCAGCUCUGAAGCAAAGACCAAAUCAGAAUCCACCUCAGGUGGAACACAGUUUAUGCCUGACCCCAAGCUCAUGGAUCACGGGCAGUCCCACCCAGAAGAUAUAGAUAUGUACAGCACUAGAAGCUGAAGCAGACUGCAUGCAGAGACUACACAGAAAACUACAAGAUGUGUGACGUUGCAAAUAAUGAUGAAAAAAAAUCAUGUAAUGGGUAACUGAUACGUAGAGUAUUACCUAAACCAAGUUUCUCCCUUACAUCUCCAAAUGUGCAAUUUGAUAAAUUACAUAAGUGGUUAACACACAAACUGUGAAUGCAAUGUAAACAAUAUUAAAUGAUUGAUGAGGAGACUUAGGUAGAAGUAUUAGCUUGCAUUUGAUGACCUUUAAGGGCACUUAAAAAAAAAAUGAAGACAUGAAUUCUAGUGAGAUUAAAAUCUAAAAAUACAUAUAUAUACAUAUAUGUAUAAAGACACACAUAUUUAUACAUAUAAACAUAUAUUUCUGCUCUAGCUUUCCCAGAUUAAUGCCAACUAAAUUAGAAUGGUGUAUGGAAAGGUGUGUUUCCCUCUGUGUUUUUUUUCCAUUUCCUAGUGCUGGAAUAAAAUAUCCAUGUUUUAUGGGACUUGAGCUUGGCUUUGUCCCUUGGUUUUGUUAAUGUUAAUUCCUCUUAAAUAUCUAAAAACAUCUCUACCUAUUUGAGGGGGCAUAUGCUACACAGGCUUCCUAAUACUGCUUAGCAAUCCUUCUACUGGUUCCUAGGUGGUUUACUAUUGUGUUCCCUGGAAGAGGUAUUACAAACGUUUUAUUCUCCUCAAGCCUCUUAUAACUGUCAAAGUUGACUGUGCCUCCUAUUUCAUAGAGAAAAAAGUAAAUUAUUAGAUAUGACCAUUCCCAAAACUUCUUCCCAUCUACCUUCAAGACUCACCUCUUUUCAGCCAUGCAUCCCCCUUUUCUAAGACAUGCUUCUCUUUGUGUUCUUGACCUAUUUCCUUCCCAUCUAAGACCAUAUUCCACCCUGUUUAAUUUCUAGUCUUUGGUUUCUCUUUUUACUAGUUUCUUUCCUCCACCUCUACAUAGCUGCAGGUCUUCUCUGUCUUAAAUAAACAAUAACAGAACAAGACAAAAACCUUUCCUUAACUCGGCCUCUUCCCUUGAACUGUUUUUUCUCUCUCCUUCCUAUAAUUGUUAUACUUCUUUAAAAAGUAAUUGUUACUUUUUGACAAAAGUAAAUAUUGUCCCUUUUUUCCCUACUUUCAAGUCCUCUCUAUCUUGUGACAUUCUGGCAUCCAUACCUGCUUAAUUUUUUUUGAGAUGAGGUCUUGCUCUGUUGCCCAGGCUGGAGUGCAGUGGCACAAACACAGCUCACUGCAACCUCCACCUCCCAGGAUCAAGCAAUCCUCCCAUCUCACCCUCCCAAGUAGCUGGGACUAUAGGCACCCGCCACCAUAUACAAAAUACACCAAAUACACCAAAUACACAAAUACACCAAAUACACAAAAUACCACCAAAUACAAAAAAUACUAAUUUUUUGUAUUUUUGGUAGUGACAGGGUUUCACCAUGUUGUCUAGGCUGGUCUCGAACUUCUGAGCUCAAGCAUCUGUCCGACUCAGCCUCCCACAGUGUUGGGAUUACAGGCGUGAGCCACCGCACCCAGCCCCUACUUGAAUUUUUAUGUCAUUAUUGACUCCUCACUACUCUCUCCUUGAAACUCACUUAUCCCUUUGCUUUCUAUUUUUCCUGCUUUUGUUAUUCUUCAUUUUUCUUCUCUUGGUCUGAAUCCCUUAAAUGCUGAGGCUGCUCAAGUUUCAUCCCUAGUCCUAUUUUCUCAUUCUAUAUGCACUCUCAUUUUUCAUUUAACAGACUUCACUGGCUUCAGGCACCAUUUGUUUUAUUAUUCAUAUUUUCAACCCCCAUAUCUCUCUAGUGCUGUAGACCUUUAUUUCUACUUACUAGUUAUAUUCACCUAACAUCCCAUAGAUAUGCCAGUGUCAAUGUGCCUGAAACAAAAUUGUCUCUACCUCCCGCUCCUUCAAAUCUAUUCUGUCUUCUCUAAUCCUAUAAUUACUCUCCCUCAAGUCAUCGUCAUCACUUUUCUGGGUUACUGUAAUAGCCUUCAGGCCAAUUUGCUCACUGUCAGUCUUGCUGUCUCUCAUUUCAGAGUAUGUUCUGCUUGCAGGUGACAGUAAACUAGUUAAACAAAUAUUUAAUAUUAGCUUAAGCAAAAAAAAAAAAAAAAAAAAAAAAAGGCCUGUCCUAUUUAUAGCCUAGAAUUAGGCAGUAUAGGGUUGGGACAGUGGCUCAUUGGUGCUAUCAAAGACGUAGACUUUUUCUCUUUCCACUCUGUCCUCUACAGCAUGCUGGUUUGUCACCUCAUGGUCACAAGAUGUCUGCUGUACCUCCAGGGAGCAGAUACACAUUCAAAGUAGGAAAUAGCAGAUAAAAAUUUACACAAGAUGCGUCUGACUCCCUUUUAUCAGAAAAGUAAAUGCUUUCUUAGAAUCUCCUCAGAAGACCUCUGUGUAUAUCACAACCAGUACUUGUCAUGUAGCCACACACUUAGCUCAAGGAAGAUAGGGAAUAGAGAAAUCAUGUUUCUUAUCCCCUGUGGUGAGGAAGGCAAGGGGUAAGGGGUUGGGAACAGGUGCUGAAUUAAAGCUAACAUACAGUAUCUGCUACCCUAUUCUUCUAACCCAUUUGUCUAUUAUGACAUAGUUGUCUUCCUGACAACUAUAAUGAAUAGUUGUCUUUCUGAAAUCUUUAGUGGCUCAUCAUUGCCCACAGAAUCAAAACCCCUUAGUUUGAUAUACAAGGCCCUUCAUAUCUGAUUCCAGCUUACCUUCUAAUCCUAUCUUCCCUCUCCUUACCCACCCUACUGCUGAUGUGUAUUAUAUUGUCUUUAUGACAUACCAUUUGUUUCUUGAACAUGCUUUGCUCAUUAUUGCCUCUUUCUCUGCCUGUGCUAGUGUGUCCUCUUAGAAUGUUCUUCCAUCUUAUCCUGCUCUACAUUCUAUCUUCUACCCAUCCUACAAGUCCAAUUCCAGUGUCGUGUUCCCUUUCUCAAUCCUCCAGGGUAGAAUUUAGAUGUUACCUCUUUUAGAGAUAGGUCUUGCUAUGUUGCCCAGGCUGGUCUCAAACUCAUGGCCUCAAGCGAUCCUCCCACCUCAGCCAACCAGACGUGAGUGACUGUGCUCAGCCUUUUUUAAAAAAAUGAAGGUAUUUGAUAUGGCCGGGUAUGGUGGCUCACACCUAUAAUCCCAGCACUUUGGGAGGCCAAGGUGGGUGAAUCACCUGAGGUCAGGAGUUCGAGACCAGCCUGACCAACAUAGUGAAACCCUGUCUCUACUAAAAACACACACAAAAAGUACAAAAUUAGCUAGGCGUGUUGGCUCAUGCCUGUAAUUCCAGCUACUUGGGAGGCUGAGGCAGGAGAAUCACUUGAACCCGGGAGGUGGAGGCUGCAGUGAGCCGAGAUCGUGCCAUUGCACUUCAGCCUGGGCACAAGAACAAAACUCAAUCUCAAAAAAUAAAUAAUAAAAAAUAAAGGUAUAUAAUAUGUCUUAGAUUUGAUGAAAUAUGAGUGUGUGUGAGAUCUGAUCCAAGGUUUUAAAAAAUUCAUUUCAAAUACUGGAGAUAAAUUCUGAGGAGCUUACUUAUGAAAAACUAGCAAGUGAUAGCUGGUAUUUACAGAUACGGUACUUUACACAAUUUAUGUAAUUAAUAUUUUCUCUCAGACAAGGUUCCUUGUGGAUAUCACUGAAUAAUUUUUGUGUAGUUUCUAUGCCCAUGAAGUGCCUGGUAGGUAGUAGGAACUCACAUGUUCUGCUAUGCUGGUUGCAGCACAGGCACAAAAGUUAGAAUUAUUUCAAAGGACUUAUACUCUACUAGGAAAGAGAGAAACAUAGAAGUAUAGUGUUGUAUGUGGUAUCUUCCCUAAGAUAAGUACAACCAAAGAGCUAUGGAUGUUCAGAGAUAGAAUGUAGUACUGGGAUGAUGUCAAGGAGGCAGUGGUACUUAAGCUGCUCAAGGUAGGGAAGCAGUUUACUUGCUAGUUUUUCAUAAGUAAGCUCUUCAGAAUUUAUCUCCAGUAUUUGAAAUGAAUUUUUUAAACCUCAGAUCUGAAUAUAUUCAAACACCCAUAUUUCAUCAAAUCUAAGGCAUAUCAUAUACCUUUAAUUUAAAAAAAAAAUGCUGAGCAGAGUUGCUUAUGUCUGGGAGGCUGAAGUGGGAGGAUUGCUUGAGGCCAAAAGUUUGAGACCAGCCUGAGCAACAUAGCAAGAUCCUGCCUCUAAAAACAAACAAACAAAAAAUGCUGCCAGUUGAUCAUUACAUUUAUCCCAACAUCAGAUAUGUCAAAUUGUGAAAAAAGAAGCAUCUUAAUUUUGAUGAAAUAUGGUAGGUAAAAAAUAGCGCAAAGCUAAGUAUAAGUGACUUUUAAAUUAUCUGCUCUUUUGGAUUAUCACUACUGCUACUAGCCAUUAGAAUACUGGUUUGGAUAAUGGAAAGUUGACUAGAGCUACAAAAUCUGUUUCAAAAUAAAAGAUCUGCUCAAACAAGAAUGUGAUGAUCACUUGCUGUAUUGUACAACAAAGUCAAACUGCUGUUAGACUCAGGUGACAGUCAAAUGUUGGAGGCUGUGUUGGGAUGAGUUGUUACAAGGCCUCUUUCAUUCUUCCCAUGCCAUGUCCAGGAGUUCUUCUCUGUUAAACCUGAAGAGAUGCCAGCCCUCCUCAGAGGAAAGGUCUAAAGCCCCUCGACUAGUAUAGUAGUUGAUAGAAGCUUGGUUCCAAAUGACGACAAGAAAGCGCAUGCAGUUACAUUGAGUUGUGAUGGCUAUCUGUUUAAAAACAAACAAGCAAAUAUUACUUUCAUUUGAAAGUAUAAUCUUCAUUAACACAUACAUUUUAUUGAAGGUCUACUCUAUGCAAGACACUAUGUGUGAAUAAUACUUCCAAAUAUAGUAGUUACCUUUUGAACUUUUCUAUAGCUGUAAAAAGAAAAAAGUCACUGUUCUGAGCUUUAAAGCCCUCUUUAAAAUCCCAAAACUGAUUUGCAAAGCCUUUAUCGUACAGAAAAGGUGUACCUAAAAGAACACAUGUUCUCAUAUGUUUCCAAAAUACAAGAAGAUCUUGCUUUUAUAGUCUUGUAAUAUUCAUACUGUGAGCCUGUUUUUUUGAAUAAAAAUGCUUUCUAAUCUCCCUCCUCCUUACUUUCACUUGAUAGCAAAAGGGGUGUAUAGUGUGGUUGUGGAUUAUAUAUAAAUCAAUUUUAAUUGACUAUAACUCAUAUACUCUAUAUGAUCAUCUGAUUUGAAAAUCCAGUUUAAUUUGGGUAGAAAUUUGAAGUAUAUGUUGGGGUUAUGUUCAAAUGGUGAGAUUAAUGAUUUAAUUUAUGCCCUGUGAAUAUUUAUUGAAGAAAAGGUUAAUGUAUAGAAUAUCAAUACUAAUUGUAAUACAUACCUGACUUAGCCUCUUCAGCAUUUCAGCUCCAAUACCUAGGCCUUUUAAAUAGACAAUGCAAAAUGAAAACUGCAAAUUUCACUUAACUAGUUAUUUGCUUUAGUUUAAAAUAAAUAAUAUCUAAAAUUCUG
Molecule: messenger RNA, 6345 nt
Organism: Pongo pygmaeus (Bornean orangutan)
Lineage: Eukaryota; Metazoa; Chordata; Mammalia; Primates; Hominidae
Gene: APOOL
Product: apolipoprotein O like
Exons: 9
Coding region: 80-886 (268 amino acids)
Biological process (GO): cristae formation
Cellular component (GO): MICOS complex
Source: RefSeq, a predicted model, not a curated record